AUGGCUCGUAACGAGGAAAAAGCACAAUCCAUGCUAUAUCGUUUUCGCGAGGCUCAAGCAGCCGAGCUUGGAGGCGGUAAAAUGCGUACACGUAGACCCGGCUUUGCUGGUGUAGUGAACACAGUGCAGGAAGCAGAGAAAUGGCGUAGAGAUAUUCUCAGUGAGAUUUCAAGAAAGAUUUCCAAAAUUCAAGAUGUAAGUUUGUCUGAUUAUCAAGUCCGUGAUCUCAAUGAUGAGAUCAACAAGCUGAUGGGUCAAAAAUACCAUUGGGAAAGACGAAUCAAAGAGCUUGGUGGUGCUGACUAUACGAGAUCUGCACCAAAAAUGCUGAAUUACGAAGGGAGAGAGGUGCCUGGAACAAGAGGAUACAAAUAUUUCGGUCGUGCAAGAGAUUUACCAGGUGUUAGAGAGUUGUUUGAGAAAGCUGCACCCGAAUCAACAACGCGCUCAAGAAGCGAAAUCAACCGUGAUAUCGACGCAGAUUAUUAUGGUUACCGCGAUGAAGAGGAUGCUGUUUUGCUCGAAUACGAGAAGGCUCUGGAGCAGGAAUUGAUUCAAAAGUUAUACAAUGUUCCAGACGACGAGACAGCAGCAGAAGAAAAGGGACCCAAGGUCAUAGAAAAGACACACGAGGAUGAGAGACAAAGAGACGCAGCAACAAAAGAUGGCAGCAAUGUGCCUACACAACAGCAAAUUGGCGAGUAUCUUUUAAAUCGGAAGAAACAAGAGCUGCUGGAUAAAUACGUUUCAGAAGAGUUAAAGCAGAGCGAAAGCCUUACAAAGGAGCUGUUGGAUAGACCCGAGUAG
Mucor velutinosus is the source of this 807-nucleotide messenger RNA. Its product is annotated as 60S ribosomal protein L19B. The transcript has 7 exons. Gene Ontology annotation, cellular component: catalytic step 2 spliceosome; post-mRNA release spliceosomal complex; post-spliceosomal complex. Lineage: Eukaryota; Fungi; Mucoromycota; Mucoromycetes; Mucorales; Mucoraceae. The coding region runs from base 1 to 807 and encodes 268 amino acids. The record is from RefSeq and is a predicted model, not a curated record. Gene Ontology annotation, biological process: mRNA 3'-splice site recognition; generation of catalytic spliceosome for second transesterification step.